Messenger RNA from Strongylus vulgaris, 240 nucleotides. NCBI's taxonomy places the organism in Eukaryota, Metazoa, Nematoda, Chromadorea, Rhabditida, Strongylidae. The record is from the annotation of a GenBank genome assembly.
ACAAAAGAAGAACGAGAAAAAGGCCUGCCAGUGACAAUGGAAGUGUUCGAUCGUAAGACUUGCAAUGUCCCACUUACUCAAUGUGGAUUCAUAGAUAUGUUCGUACGAGAAGCUUUCGCGAAUUUCGCGGAAUUUGCCAAUCUGGGCCAUCUAUCGACUCAACUCGAAGCCAACUAUGAUCAGUGGAAAGGUCAAUCAUCAUCAUGGACGCCGGCCAACAAUCUCGCUUUGCAUAUGUGA